CUAGUAUACAAACUAUUGAGAUUCAAGUUUUUGCAAACUAUAGUGCAAAAACUAAAGUUAGUGAUAAAGAUUCAGCUUGGUUCAUCAGGAUAUCCAUUGGUAUCAGUGUUGAAAAUUCACAGAAUGUAUUGGUACCUUUUCCCCACCUUAGCAUCAGUGCUAAUUCAAGGGCACCAUGGCCACGUGGCAAUGGAUCACAAAUUGGGCCGAUCUCACAUCUACGAAUCUCCAGAAAAAUACAACAUCCCUUCACCUCAUUCAAACCCCAACAAUGAUGGGGAAUCUCCAGUGCCAACAGGGCGAUCAAGCGGGCCUUUCGUAGGCAGUUGCAAAGGGGGCGCUGUUUGUGUGCCCUUUGUGGCGUGUCCUGCCCAUGUGAGGUCUGAAGAGAAGGAGUACUGCGAGACUUUGGGAGGCAGAAAAGGAGUUUGUUGCACUACCGGAAAGAAUCAUACAAAACCAUUCACAGCCAAAGAUCGCCAUCACCGUUUCGUGAAUUUGGACCAAGCUACAUUGAAGAGCCUUAAUCGCAAAAGUAAAGACGAGAUGGAUUUGCUUCGAGCCAGGGAAGCCAAACUGCUGAUUUCCGCAGAGCCAACCAUCCUUCUACCUGGGUCAGCUAGUUACAGCCAUUUCAGGAACUCGAGAAGAUUCGACCAUCUUGAUAUAACAGAAGUCACUGAUGUAGCCAGCAGAGCAUUGGAGAUUGCUAUCGCUACCAAAGCUUUCAAGGACAGGGAAGGUGUGAGUAACCUCGAAUUGGAGAUGGGGAUGAUACAGGAAGAUCUGCGUUCAACUCCAUUGGGACACACGUGUCUUCUGAAGCCUAAUUGUCCUGAGGUACCUGAGAAAUAUCGCAGGAUUGAUGGAUCUUGUAACAACAGAUACAACUCCUUAUGGGGAGCUACAAGAACUCCGUAUUCCAGGUUGCUGCCUCCUAGUUACGAUGAUGGAAUUUGGGUUCCAAGAACUUCCCAACUACCUGGCCAUGAUCUCCCUAGUCCCAGACUCAUCACUUCUACCGUGUUCAACGAAAAUUAUGCAUCUAACGAUAAGCUUACCCUUUUGGCCAUGCAGUUUGGCCAAUUUCUCGCUCAUGAAAUAACACAGGCUCUUGAUUUUACUUAUGGUAAUGGCAGUGCAAUUUCAUGCUGUUCUCAAGAUGGUCUUCACAGUAUUGCCCCCGAGAAUCGUCAUUUUGCCUGCAUGCCGAUAGAAAUGUCACCGAGUGACGGCUUUUUCAAAAUCUACAAGCAAGGAUGCAUGAAUUUUGUGCGCUCUGUUUUGGCACCACGAGAAGAUUGUACUUUAGGAUAUGCCCAACAGAUGAACAAAGUGACCCAUUUCAUCGAUGGAUCUGUCAUCUAUGGUUCGUCGCCAGAACAAACUGGAGAACUUCGAAGUUUCGAGGGUGGCAAACUGAAAGUUUUCAAGGAUUUCGGUAGGGAUCUACUUCCUCUAUCCAAGGACACAGACGCCUGUCUCACAAUGGAACAGGGAACUGCAUGUUUCAAUUCUGGAGAUACGAGGACUAAUCAGAUGAUCACUUUGGUGGUGAUGCACACCGUAUUCAUGAGAGAGCAUAACAGGAUAGCCUCCAUUUUGGAAAAACUGAAUCCUGAUUGGGAUGAUGAACAGAUAUUCCUUGAGACUCGUCAAAUCGUAAUAGCUGAAUUCCAAGUCAUAACAUACAAGGAAUUCCUACCAGCAAUCAUAGGUGAUUUGGCAAUGGAGGAGUUUGAUAUUAAUCUGGCUGAAGGCAAUAGUUAUUCAUACGAUUACGAUAAAAAAAUUGAUCCUUCAAUAAUCAAUGAGUUCUCAGCGGCAGCUUUCAGAUAUGGGCAUUCAACAAUUGAUGGAAUUCUGAAGAUAUACGGGAUGAAGCGAAUGGAACAAAUGAUUGAAAUCCCAGAAGUAAUGUUCUAUCCAUCCCAAAUGAGAAAAACCAAAUUCUUGGAUAUGGUACUCAGUACUCUCACUACAGAGCGAAUGCAAGAUGUAGAUUCGUCUUUCCCAGAAGCUGUAACGAAAUAUCUGUUCAGAGCUGGCAUGCCAUUCGGAGUUGAUUUGGCAGCAAUCAAUAUUCAGAGAGGUAGAGACCAUGGAAUAAGGCCCUACAAUGACUACAGAGAGCUCAGUGGUUUACCUCGAUUCACACAAUUCAGUGAUUUCGGACCCGAGUAUGCCGACUCCCUCAGUACUGUCUAUGCCUCAGUAGAUGACAUUGACUUGUGGGUAGGCGGUUUGUUGGAGCCUAAAGAUGGACAAGGCAUCCUUGGAAAAGUCUUCAGAGAUAUGAUAGCCGAGCAAUUCUCAAGGCUUAAGAAAGGUGACAGAUAUUUCUUCGAAAAUGAUCCCACCAUCAAUCCAGGACAUUUCACUCCAGAACAAUUGGUCGAGUUGAGGAAGGCAUCAAUGUCCAGGAUAAUCUGCGACAAUAAUGAUCACAUUUUGUUGCGUCGGCAAGCCAAAAAUGCUUUCAAGGUUCCUGAUGUUCCUGGAAAUGAAUUUUUGGACUGCAAAAGUGAUGCUAUCCCAAGGAUGGAUCUGAGCUACUGGUCACAUUGAUUAUCAAUCAUAAUAAUAUAAUCAGUACCUGUUUUUAAUGUGUUCAAGCCCACUUGGUUAAUGCAAUGUUUGUUUUGUUACGUUUGUAUUUCGAUGUUUUUAAGAGAUGUUUAUAAACUAUUUUUUACAAAAUACGU
Molecule: messenger RNA, 2705 nt
Organism: Phaedon cochleariae (mustard beetle)
Lineage: Eukaryota; Metazoa; Arthropoda; Insecta; Coleoptera; Chrysomelidae
Source: the annotation of a GenBank genome assembly